CCAGCACUAGCAGUGUUGCAAAACGCAAACUUCUACUUGUGCAAUGUUUUGUAAUCGUAUUUACAAAUAGUUUAAACUUAAUUUUAUUAAUUAGAAAUGCUGCGACGUGCGCAGUGCUUGCUGAGGCUGCACAGCCAUGGACGCCAGUCAGUUGCCACCCUCACCCGCCAUAGAAGCUACUCCACGGAUGAGGCUACUCCAAAGCAGAAUCCGAGUGCGAAUCCCAAUCAGAGGGCACAGAAACCGGCCAGAAACCUGCCGGCUGUGAGGAAUCCAUUCGCUGCAGCGCAGGAUAGGACGAAGGACACCUACCUCACCAUGGUGGAGAUCUUCCAGGAGCGCGAUGUUCACCGUCGCAACCAUGUGGAGUUCAUCUAUGCGGCUCUGAAAAAUAUGGCAGACUUCGGAGUGGAGCGGGAUCUGGAGGUGUACAAGGCCUUGAUCAAUGUGAUGCCGAAGGGCAAGUUCAUACCCACCAACCUCUUUCAAGCGGAGUUCAUGCACUAUCCCAAGCAACAACAGUGCAUCAUUGAUCUCCUGGAGCAAAUGGAAGAUUUCGGGGUGAUGCCGGACUACGAGAUGGAGGCGAUGCUUCUCAACGUGUUCGGCAGGCAGGGACACCCUCUCCGCAAGUACUGGCGCAUGAUGUACUGGAUGCCCAAGUUCAAGAACCUGUCACCAUGGCCACUUCCCGAUCCAGUGCCGGACGAUACACUGGAAAUCGCUAAACUAGCAGUGGAGCGUAUGUGCACGGUCGACUUGCGGUCGAAAGUCACCGUGUUUCAGACGAGCGACCUGAAGGACGCCAUCGACGACACGUGGAUAGUCAGCGGAAUGAGCGCGGAGCAGGAGAAGCUGCUGCGAGAGCACUCCCGACAGAAGGCUCUGUAUAUCGAGGGACCCUUUCACAUAUGGUUGAGGAAUCGCCGGAUCAACUACUUCACCCUGCGCGCCGAUCCGGAUACCCAGUUUCUGGCCCAGUUGGAUGAAAGGCAGUUGGACGACGAUGAUGUGUCCAACAUUGAGGUUCCGUUCUUAGGGCGCGCUCCUCCAAGGCGGCACAAUCAGCUGGGGAAACUGCGUUCCGUGCAUCAGCAAGACGAUGGCACCAUUUUAGCCAUCUGCGCCACUGGUACCUCUACGAAGGACUCAUUGCUCUCAUGGAUUCGCUUGCUAGAGGCCAAUGGCAAUUCGUCGAUCGGAGAAGUACCUGUGCUCUUCCGGUUUACAUCAACAGUGCCAGCCAAGGCGGAGGAGAUUGAAGGACCAGCCAGUGUACCAGCAACAAGCAAUGCCAGAAGUAGUAAAGAUGAAUCACCAAGCAGCAGACGGGAAUAAAUUAAUUGUUGAGCAAAAA
Molecule: messenger RNA, 1357 nt
Organism: Drosophila kikkawai
Lineage: Eukaryota; Metazoa; Arthropoda; Insecta; Diptera; Drosophilidae
Gene: ECSIT
Product: evolutionarily conserved signaling intermediate in Toll pathway, mitochondrial
Biological process (GO): cell surface receptor protein serine/threonine kinase signaling pathway; innate immune response
Cellular component (GO): mitochondrion
Source: RefSeq, a predicted model, not a curated record